CUAUAUAUGGCUCUGAAACAAAACUUAAAUAUAUCAUCAAUUCAGGGUGUUCGGAAGAUGAAGAACGAGAUAUAGUGUUAUGGAGAUUUGCGGAUUUAAUUGAUAGUAUGAAUAUGAGCGAAGUCAUGGUUAUGAUGAAGAUUGAAAAUAAGAACAUUGAUGAGAUUAGUGUUACAUUGGAUUUCAAUGCAUCGGGAAUUUGUAAUGAAUUAACUUGUUCAUUAUUUUAUAAUAUUGCAGACAUUGUAGAGCGGUUCCAACUCGCUCUUUUUCUAACU
Racocetra persica is the source of this 278-nucleotide messenger RNA. The record is from the annotation of a GenBank genome assembly. Lineage: Eukaryota; Fungi; Glomeromycota; Glomeromycetes; Diversisporales; Gigasporaceae.